AGCAUCUAGGUGACCUCUGACCUACAGUUUGAAGAGGAAGAUGGCGCCCGUCGCAGACUAUCCCGGUGUCUGGGGGAAGGCAACCGCCACUAUCGACUGGUGCGAGGAGAAUUACGUGGUCACGGAAUACGUCGCCGAGUUCUGCAUCAAGGCCUACCAGGAAAAACUGGAGACAAGAUACGUGGUGUCCUUCUUCUCCAUAUUAGUUGUAGGAAUCGGGUCCUGGUGCUUCCACAUGACCCUGCUCUACGAGAUGCAGCUGUUCGAUGAGCUGCCCAUGAUCUGGGGCUCCUGUAUCUUUGUUUUUGACCUAUUCCACUCCUUUACCCCUCCCAAGUACCAGAACCUUCCCAUGAUCCUCUGUCUGGUGCUUUACAGCUUCAUCAUCACAGCUAUCAACCCCCCUUCCGUACCUGUUAAAAGAUCACCCCAACUAUAUUUGUUCCGCAUCAUGACAAGUGAUUUUCUUCCUCUCCGCAAGCCUCGCAACAAGUAACGUACCAUCUCCACAAUAUUCUCUUACUAUCAAAAUAGUUAAUAUAGAUUCUCAUCCAGUUUGCUGUGAUUAGAAUUAUUCUCUUAUGGACGGUUGAUUUUUCGUGUCAACUGUAACUCUUAUUCUUAAACUUGCCUCUAAUCAAGAAAGUAGAAAAAGAUGUACAUGAUUGUAUAGGAAUUAUCAAAAUAGUUUGAUACGUAAGCCUGGCAUACAGUCUACUGUAGUUUGGCUGGGCUAUCUUUGGCUGAGCUUUCUUGGGGACAGACGAUCUUGCGAGGUGCUCUGUGUAAUCUAAUGCAC
This is a messenger RNA of Branchiostoma floridae (Florida lancelet), 799 nucleotides long. Its product is annotated as alkaline ceramidase 3-like. Lineage: Eukaryota; Metazoa; Chordata; Leptocardii; Amphioxiformes; Branchiostomatidae. The transcript has 5 exons. Bases 41 to 496 code for a protein of 151 amino acids. Gene Ontology annotation, cellular component: endoplasmic reticulum membrane. The record is from RefSeq and is a predicted model, not a curated record. Gene Ontology annotation, biological process: phytosphingosine biosynthetic process; ceramide metabolic process.